AUGGGCAGCGGUGCGCCACCGCUAGAGAUCGCGCAGAGCUAUCGCGAUGAUGGUUUCCAGAGCCAGUUCAACGAAGACCAACGCAUCUCUUCGGAUACAACUUAUGAUGAGGCCUUUACGUCAAGGUUGCUACCGCAGUCCCAUUAUCCAGCCCCUGCACCGACGGACUUCGAUUUCGAGGCUCAGUUCUCGUCUUGGCUUAUCAACAAUGACUUCGAUAAUUAUGCGUUCGAUUCGCAUCUCCUUACCUCAAUGGUCGAAUUGGGUCCUGCGUGGCCUGAAAAUCCCCCGGGUACGCAGAUAUUCGAACGUUUGCACAAGGCUAUCCUCGCAAACUGGGAACGGCUGAUGGCAAGAGGUCCGGAGGAAGUGGUUUCCAUGGUACAAGCCGCCCUCAUUGGACAGACUUUUGGUCUCCUUUCGGGUGACGCAAGGCACUUGGCGAUCAUGGAUGCCUUCCAUGGCACUGUCAUUUCGUGGGCCAGAAGAAGCAAGAUGUUCGACACUAGACAUACGAUUCAACUUGAGCCUGGCCUCAGCGGCCAGGAUCUCGACUACAGGUGGCAGGAGUGGGCCCGAACAGAGGAGCUCAUCCGAAUCACACUCGGUCUUUACAUACACGAUGCUGAACUAGCAAAAGGCAUAUCUGUUACCAUAAUUGAAGCGAGGAUGAGUGGAUCGCUAAGUGGGUCGCUUAUCAAAACAAUCCAGGACUUGCUGCUGAAUUUCCAUGAGCGACUCCUGCCCAGUGCCACUUCACCGCAUCCCGACCACCUAGGCAUGAGGAUCCUCUGGCAUCUUACGUUCAUGUCCCUUUUCUCAGAUUUCGACCUCCUCGAGAAAGCCAUUGGUCGAGAGGGUCCAAAUUUCACAAACGAAGAGCACAACAGAAUCAGCGAGUGGGCAAAUUCGGCGCCGGCGAAGCGAUGCGUGGCUCACGGUCUGCUAAUCCAGAAGCGACUCGAAAUCUUUUCCCUAGGAUUUGAGCCUGCACUCCAUGUGCCACGCGCGAUGUUCCUCGCAGCUGUGUGCUUCUUCUGCUACUCUAAAUUCGGCACCCACGACGAUGCAACCUUUGAAAGCUUGGAUUUUCCGGAGUUCAAAUUGCUUGGAACUAACACGGCAUCGCUUCUAUUUGAAGCAAACGGGUACAGAUACGGCCGGCCAGCGGCCAUUGAGGCUAAUGGCCUUCUUUGUGGACUCACUGAUCUUCUGCAACGCAUUGGUCACUGGGAGAUUGCACGCAAGUUUGCUUCGAUCUUGGGCGCUCUAAUAAACAACGAAUCCAAUUGA
Molecule: messenger RNA, 1293 nt
Organism: Coniosporium apollinis CBS 100218
Lineage: Eukaryota; Fungi; Ascomycota; Dothideomycetes
Exons: 3
Coding region: 1-1293 (430 amino acids)
Source: RefSeq, a predicted model, not a curated record